AUGUACUCGAAUAGUAUACCAGUGCUUCACAAACUUCAUUCUGUGGAUUUCUUUUACAAAGACAGUGUUGACUUAAAAAGUUCAAUGUGUGAAAAUAAUUUCGAAACAUAUUUUAAAUCAUUGAACUGUAAUCAGGAUGACUGUUUUCUUAUUGAAAACUCAACAAAAGGACAACAUAAAAGUUACCAUUGGAAAAAUGCAAGGGCUGGUACGUUAACAAGUUCCAGUUUUGGAACUAUUUGUAAGAAAAAACCUGAAACAAAACCUGAUAUCUUGUUGCGAUCCAUUAUGGGGUACAAUGACGAAUUUGAUACUGCAGCUACUAGAUGGGGCAGAAGCCAUGAACCAGCUGCCAAGCGUCUGUACCAAAGGCGUAUUCAAAUAACUCACCCCGGGCUGAAACUCUUUUCAUCUGGCCUUGUGGUAAAGCCAAGUCUACCACACUUGGGAUCAAGCCCAGAUGGAAUAGUAGACUGUUGUAAGAAAUGUGCUCACACCAAGGGGGUCUUAGAGAUAAAAUGCCCAUAUAAAUUUAGAAACUGUUCACCAGAAGAGGCCUGUAUAGACAAAAUAUUUUGUUGUUCAAUAGUGAAUGGCGAAGUAACCUUGAAAAAAAAAACUCAGCUACUAUUUCCAAGUUCAAGGUCAAAUGGCCUUAACAGAAAAAAAUGGUGUGAUUUUUUGUGUGGACUUUGA
Mya arenaria is the source of this 696-nucleotide messenger RNA. RefSeq lists its product as uncharacterized. Lineage: Eukaryota; Metazoa; Mollusca; Bivalvia; Myida; Myidae. The transcript is spliced from 2 exons. The record is from RefSeq and is a predicted model, not a curated record. The coding region runs from base 1 to 696 and encodes 231 amino acids.